Brugia pahangi is the source of this 1287-nucleotide messenger RNA. NCBI's taxonomy places the organism in Eukaryota, Metazoa, Nematoda, Chromadorea, Rhabditida, Onchocercidae. The record is from the annotation of a GenBank genome assembly.
AUGAACGAAUUUUUGGAAUCUAUCAAACCAGAAUUUUUAGUUGAACAGCGCACAAAAGUGCAUAACCAACUAAUUACCACUCCCACUUCUGCUACUCUCAUUGUUACCGCUAUUACAACUAAUUUUACAACUGCUUCUGAAGAAAAAAGAAGACAAAAACGAAAUUACCAUUCAUAUUGUACGCAACAAGUUGCAUCACUGAAGAUAUUAGAAUCAGUACUAUUUCCUCUAAUUAUUAUCUUCUACAGUUCGGUAACAUCACUGUCAGCAGCUACUACAGAUCUUCCACCAGUUGGCGCAAGCCGAUUUACUGAACAAGAAAUUCAACUUUUAAGAGAAGUAUUCUUAAGAAAAUUUGGAAUGAAAGAACAACCAAAACAAGUCAAGCCAGCAGUAUCAGUCCCAUACUAUAUGUGGAGUAUUUAUGAAAAGGUGAAGAUGGAAGAUAUUGCUUGGGUUCGACAUUACUAUCCAUAUAAUGUUAUGGAAUCAGAUAAUAGCACCCUGUUACUUCAGUACGAUUUGUCGGUUACUGUACGAAAUAUCACUAGUGAGAUAAUCAAUCGAGCAGAGCUAAAAUUGAAAUUGAGAAAUGAGAAAAGUCGAAGACAUAUCAAGAUUUAUGAAGUUGAUCAAAGAAAUCCCGAAAUAUGGAGAUUAAUCGACGCGAAGUUUAUUGAAGGUGAUUUACGAGAAGAAUACCAAUGGGUGGAAAUGGAUGUCACGGAAGCGAUACGUAGGAGACGACCGAAUAUGAAUAGGGUUGAUUUUGCAAUGAAAUUAUUGAGUAAAUAUGCAAGCACGUCAUAUGAAACAGCAACUUAUUCCGACUCGCCGUGCGACAGGAAGCAGUCCUCUGCACUGGUUGUUUACGUUCAAACUGAUGAUACUGCUAGGGUGCGAAAGAAACGGAAAGCAAACAAGCGACGACGACAUCAACAUAAAAAGCAUGAGCAUCGAUCGGCUGAUAAAAAUUAUUGUCGACGUACACAACUUUUAGUUGAUUUUAAUGAAUUGAACUGGCAAGAUUGGAUCUUGGCUCCCUCAAGCUACAGCGCUUAUCAGUGUCAAGGUGAAUGUCCGAACCCACUGACAAGCCAUUUCAACACGACAAAUCACGCCAUAGUACAAGGCCUUAUCAAUUCAGUGGAUCCAAACUUAGUACCAGCUCCAUGUUGCGUCCCAACUGAAAUGGAGUCUCUAGCAAUCCUCUAUAUUGAUGUUGAGGGUAAAAUUGUCAUCAAGAACUACCCUGACAUGGAAGUACUCAGUUGUGGAUGUCGCUAG